UUCACCGUGUUAGCCAGAUGGUCUCGAUCUCCUGACCUCGUGAUCCGCCCGCCUCAGCCUUCCAAAGUGCUGGGAUUACAGGCGUGAGCCACCACGCCCGGCCUUUCAGUAAAAACUGUAUUCAUUCCUUCAUCACGUGACAGUUGGCCUUGAGUAGUUACAAAGACAGAGCAGUUCCUGCCUCUCAGAACUCUAAGCAGACAUUCCAGAGCUCACAGAUCAGUGCCCCACCAACUGCUACCUGGAAGCUUCAGGGAGAUGGGGAGCCUGGAGGAGGGGAUGCUGCAGGAAUCUCUGGCAGGCAGUGGGGCCGGGCUUCGAAGCCACCCAGGACUGAAUUCGAGAUGGCAGGCGGCAAGCAGGCAGGCAGCGUGAUGGUCAUGAGGUGCGGGGUGAGGGCAGGAAGCCCACAGCAUUCCUGACUUGGGGUCAGGGGAGACAGAUUGGAGGGGCCUGAGCUGAAGCCAGAGCCUGAGGGAACUGGAGAGACUGUAAGCCAGCACUCAGCUUCCCAGUAGACCCCAACCAUUGCCGGGUCCAGAGUGCCCUGGGAGAAUGUCAGGUAUCCAAAUGUUUCAGUGGAAGAUUCCUUUUCCCAGCAUUAGCUGGUUCUUUGGAUUUUUAAUUAUAAACAUAGUACAUGAUCAAGGUUAAACCAUUUUCCAAGCAUCACGUAAGGAUGGGAAGUAAUUCUAUCCCGCUCUAGACCUUCCAGACUGGCUCCAGAGGCAACUGCUGCCAGUGAUUUUCCUUACAGAGACCAUUGCAGCCACUACCUUGCGCCAUGGCCCCGAGACAGCAUGGCGUCUUCCUCCACACGGACCUGCAGGUGGCCUCUUAGGAACUGCCUCGCUGAAGGAGGUCAUCCCUCUCAGUCACAUGUGAGCAGCACUCACUCAGGCCUCGGCCCUGAGGGUCAUGCGGGGGCGCCUGGCCGGGUUCCCGGCUGUGUCUGGUCUGGUAUUGUCUGCCUUUGGGCUACCUUUGUGGCACAGCUCCCUGGGCCUAUGGCUGCUCCAAGCUGGACUCCAGCUCCCCUGGGCUGCAGUGCUGCUCCCAAUGGUCCAGAAACGAGGCCGGGCACAGCGGCUCCCGGCCUGGCAGCAUCUGUGGCGCAGGCUGGCCCAGGAGCUCCGUGCAGGGUGCUGCCCGUUGACUCAGCCCCGGCUGCACUCACGUCCAAGAACCGGGCUGGCUGGGGGGCCUCUUUGACGGAGCUUUGCUUUACUCCAAGUCUUGCUGAAUUUCCUGAGGAAAAGCACUGAUGUUCUCAUGGACACAAGGGAGGCAGAAUCUCUUGAAGUAGAAUAAACUGCACUCCUUUCCAGUAUUCCUUUCUCAGCUUCUCCUGGACCGCCAGCUCCUCCAUGCGCCUCAGACUCCCUACGCCGCACUGUGGAGGUUCCUCCCGCCCUGGCCCAUCUCAUCCCCCUUGGCUGUUGAUACGGCUCCCCUGUGUGCCUGUCGCCGUGUGGCAGAUGCUCGGGGACUUCUCAGACUCCGGGAUCACUCCGAGUACACUGGCCACACAGCCUGCUGCACAAACUCCAGCGCCAGCCAAGGAUCAGGAAUCUGACUUUGUCGGAGGUGAAGGGAUCCUUCAUGACAUAGCUUUCCUCCAGGAGGACCAUCCACUGGGUGUCGGGGGAGCUUCUGCCCCAAGUAGCAGUAGGGAGCUGUCAAGGCAUAGAGUUAACACUCAAACACUCCCAGAGGGCGGCACUCUGCAUGGGACACCAUCCUGCUCCUUCUUUGGCUAUGGAAUCAAGUACAUUAUCAGCUGGCCCCUGGCUCCUGGCUGUGACCUCCCUUCGCCUGAACUGAGCCUGGCUUAUCAAAGUUUUGGCUUUGUUGCAAGAGCAGGUCAAGAUUUAGCUGUUCUUCAGUGAACAAGUGUGAAGAUUGUCAAAUAUGUCAGUUCAUCAAAUAAGAAAACAUGCAGUUCUCCCACCUAUCAUUUGUAGAAGUGACAAGGAAUUUUUGGAAAGUAAUAGAGCAUGUCACUGCAUACAAAUCCAUUCUUACUUCAAUCAAAAAAGAAUAUGAUGCCUUUAUUGAGACAAUAAAGAAAGGCCGAAGAACUACAUUUUGUCUUCAUGGAAAACUUAAAGGUUUGGCAGCAGAGCCUACAGCUUUGGUAUAUCACAGGAAAAGAACAAUCCAACUUGAAGCAAAAUUGAAGAUUAUCGAAAGUAAUUCCUUGAAGAUUCAAUCUCAAAUAGAUCAAAUCAAGCAGUGUAGGGCAGAGUAUGACACAAAAGAAGUAAAAUAUUGUACUUUCUCCAAAGAUCCUUCAAAACCUAUUCCAGGCAUGACUCUUCAAGAAUCCAUGAAUCUAGAUGCUCUCACUAAAUAUAUGAAACAUCUUGAAGAUAAAUAUGCAGAAAUUAAACAAGCUAUGUUGAUAAAAUAUGUGCCAGCUCAGAGGAAGGCUGAUUUAGAUGAAGAAAUGAUUGUGUUAUUAAAACGGCGAGAUGUAGCUGAAAAUCUGAACAAAAAAUUACAGUUUUGUCAUCAAAGACUGCAGAUAAUUUCACAGGCACUUACUUCAUGGGCAAAAUCUGAUAUGAGCAGCCCAUUUCAAGACUUUGUGGAGCAAAUUCAGAAAACCAAAUAUUUACAAGGUGACCAAAGCAUUGCCGAAGAACUAAUGGAAGAUGAUCCACGCAGGGCAAAAGAAGCUGAAAUUAUGCUUCACUACAUGGAAAGAUUUAACGAGUUAAUCUCACUUGGUGAAUAUGAAAAGGCAGCUUGUUAUGCAGCAAACAGUCCCAGAAGAAUUCUUCGGAACAUUGGUACAAUGAAUACAUUUAAGGCUGUUGGAAAAAUUAGAGGAAAGCCUCUUCCAUUACUCUUAUUUUUUGAGGCCCUCUUUAUCACAAGUCAUGCUUUUCAAUGUCCCGUUGAUGCAGCUCUAACCCUGGAAGGAAUCAAAUGUGGAUUAUCGGAAAAACGGUUAGAUUUAGUUAUCAAUUGGGUUACACAGGAAAGACUGACAUUUUCUGAGGAGGCUGGGGAUGUGAUUUGUGAUUAUGGGGAGCAGGAUACUUAUAACAAGGCCAAGUGCCUGGCUUUAGCUCAGAUUAUCUACAGUGAAUGUGGCCUGCACAAGAAAGCUAUUCUUUGCUUGUGUAAACAGGGGCAGACUCAUAGGGUCAUGGAGUACAUACAGCAGUUGAAGGACUUUACUACCGAUGACCUGUUGCAGCUAUUAAUAUCAUGUCCCCAAGUUGAAUUAAUUCAGUGUCUCACUAAAGAGUUGAAUGAGAAACAACCAUCUUUAUCUUUUGGUCUUGCCAUACUUCAUCUGUUCUCUGUAGAUAUGAAAAAAGUUGGCAUUAAGCUACUUCAAGAAAUAAAUAAAGGUGGGAUAGAUGCAGUAGAAAGUCUUAUGAUAAAUGAUUCCUUUUGCUCCAUAGAAAAGUGGCAAGAAGUGGCAAAUAUAUGUUCACAGAGUGGCUUUGACAAAUUAUCUAAUGACAUCGUGUCUAUUCUUCGAUCUCAGGCUGCAGUUACAGAAAUUUCUGAAGAGGAUGACGCAGUCAACCUAAUGGAACAUGUGUUUUGGUAGUUCUAUAUCUUAACCAGCUGAGGGAGCUUGUACAACACCUUAUGUAUGCUGGUUGGGCAAACUGAUUUUAACAUAACUAACUUAUAAAUAAAUCUAGAGUAAGAAGAUCUCAGAAAUAAAUCACACUUUUGUUAUGAUGACA
Symphalangus syndactylus (siamang) is the source of this 3713-nucleotide messenger RNA. It is a transcript of the gene CLHC1, whose product is annotated as clathrin heavy chain linker domain containing 1. The record is from RefSeq and is a predicted model, not a curated record. Lineage: Eukaryota; Metazoa; Chordata; Mammalia; Primates; Hylobatidae.